This is a messenger RNA of Schistosoma margrebowiei, 426 nucleotides long. NCBI's taxonomy places the organism in Eukaryota, Metazoa, Platyhelminthes, Trematoda, Strigeidida, Schistosomatidae. The record is from the annotation of a GenBank genome assembly.
AUGAAACGAUCCGUUACACAUGCACAGGUCUCGCAGUGCGAAGCUAUUAAUAAGAAGAAGAAAACACAUAGGGAGAAAGUUGAAGCUGAAAUUAGAAGACUUGAAGCUAUCAGAAAUAAUAAUCCGUUUACACAUCCAAAUCCCGACGCCGACUAUUUAUUACAAAACAUUAAUCUACUCAAAAGAAGUAUACAACCAAGAGUUGACAUAGAUGACGAGCCUAAAUGGUUUACCAAAAGGAUUAAAAAAGACGAAUCUUGGUCUCCGACUACAGCAGAAGAAACCGAGGAAGUAUUACGCCUGUUAAAGAGUGUUAAAACACCACCGCCAGCAGACCCACUACCCAGCACAUGGUACCAACCAAUGCCAGAAAAUACAGAAAACUCCAACCUCACCUCAGAAGAACACAUUACAAUUUAUGGAUGA